GAUGGCUGGAUGCCUGAGAAGGGGAAAGGGGGUGGGGGGUGUAAGGCGUGUAUAGCCAGUCCCAGUGUGGUGGAAAAGGGAGGGUAGCGGGAGAGAAAGGAACGAGACUCGGGCGGAGCUAACUCCGGGUGCGAAGCUGGCCAUGGAGGAACGCGGGUCUCCCGACGGGGACCCCGCGCGGAGCCUGGAGCAGGGGCCAGAGGGGCCAGAAACGCCCAUCCAGGUGGUACUCAGAGUGCGUCCCAUGAGCGCGGCGGAGCUGCGUCGAGGGGAACAGAGCGCGCUGCACUGCUCGGGGACCCGGACUCUGCAAGUGAGCCCCCCUGGCGGCGGCCCCGACGUGGCGUUCCGCUUCGGCGCAGUGCUGGACGGGGCGCGCACGCAGGAGGACGUGUUCCGGGCGUGCGGCGUGCGGCGUCUGGGCGAGCUGGCGCUACGCGGCUUCUCCUGCACUGUCUUCACCUUCGGCCAGACCGGCUCCGGGAAGACCUACACCCUGACCGGGCCUCCUCCGCAGGGCGAGGGGGUGCCCGUACCCCCCAACCUAGCCGGCAUCAUGCAGAGGACCUUCGCUUGGCUGUUAGACCGGGUGCGGCACCUGGGAGCCCCUGUCACCCUCCGCGCCUCCUACUUGGAGAUCUACAAUGAGCAGGUUCGAGACCUACUGAGCCUGGGAGCUCCUCGGCCUCUCCCUGUUCGCUGGAACAAGACCCAGGGCUUCUAUGUGGAGCAGCUGCGAGUGGUGGAGUUCGGGAGUCUGGGGGCCCUGAUGGAACUGAUGCAAAUGGCAAACCACAUCCCUCUGCCCCUUCGGACCUCCAGACCCUUCCAGCUUGUUGAAGGUCUUAGCCGUCGACGGAGCUCAGCUCACAGCCUGAACCAGGCCUCCAGCCGAAGCCAUGCCCUGCUCACGCUCUACAUCAGCCGCCAAACCAUGCCUCCAGUGGACCCUGGGGAGCCCCCCGUUGGUGGGAAGCUGUGCUUUGUAGACCUGGCCGGCAGUGAGAAGGUGGCGGCCACGGGAUCCCGUGGGGAGCUGAUGCUUGAGGCAAACAGCAUCAAUCGCAGCCUGCUGGCCCUGGGUCACUGCAUCUCCCUGUUACUGGACCCACAGCGGAAGCAGAGCCACAUCCCCUUCCGGGACAGCAAGCUCACCAAGCUGCUGGCGGACUCGCUGGGGGGACACGGGGUCACCCUCAUGGUGGCCUGCGUGUCCCCUUCAGUCCAGUGCCUUCCCGAGACUCUCAGCACCCUGCGAUAUGCAAGCCGAGCUCAGCGGGUCACCACUCGGCCACAGGCCCCCAAGUCACCUAUGGCAAAGCAACCCCAGCAUUUGGAGAUGGAGAUACUGCAGCUCCAGGAGGAGAACCGCUGCCUGCGGUCCCAACUGGGCCAAGUACACCCCAAGGCCUCAGGGCUCAGUGGGGCCCGGGUGGCCUGGGCCCAGCGGAACCUCUAUGGGAUGCUGCAGGAGUUCAUGCUGGAGAAUGAGAGGCUCCGGAAAGAAAAGAGCCAGCUGCAGAGUAGCCGGGACCAGGCCCGGGAUGAGCAGCGGGUCCUGGCCCAGCAGGUGCACGAGCUGGAGCGGCGCCUCCUCUGUGCCUGCUCCCUUCACCUGCCAAACCCCGGCCCAGCCCCACCGUGUCCCUGUGUGAUGGCACCAGCUCGCCCCUGCCACGCCCUGCCGCCCCUCUGCUCCUGCCCCUGCUGUCACCUGUGCCCCUUGUGCCGAGCACCGUUGACCCACUGGGCCUGCCCACACAGGGGGCUCCAGCUGCCACAGGUGUUUGGCCCUAAGACCCCAGGUGGCCUGGCUCUGUCUGCCCAGCCCCCACCCUGGACACCCCCAUGCAAUUCUGACUCUGCCGAGUUCCCGAGAGAGAGGAGUCAUAGCGACUGGACUAGGACCCGAGUCCUGGCGGAGAUGUUGAUGCGAGAGGAGGUGGUGCCCUCUGCGCCGCCCCUGCCCAUGGGGCCUCCAGACGCGUCACCAGUGCUGAGAGGCGGGGCUGCAGUUCCAAACCUGGCCCGGAGACUGGAGGCCCUCAGAGACCAGAUUGGCAGCUCCCUGCGACGCGGCCGGAGCCAGCCACCCCCCAGCGAGGGUGCACGGAGCCCCAGCCGAGUCCUCCCUCCCUGCUGAGGGCAGAACACACCCCAGAGACCCCCGUGUGACCCUGGUCUGGGCUCUGCGCUCCUGGGUUUCAACCUCCCCAUCUGUGAAAUGGGAACAACGGCUGCCGCUUCCCUCUGCGACUGAGCUGGGCAGGGGAGAAUUCCUCAGGGCUGCGGGUGGGGGCUGUGGGGCAGUUUGGGGGAGCAAGGGGAGGGUGCCACCCCAGACUGUGAGAAAUGUGACUGGAUCUUGGAGAAACCAGGCUGCAGGUGGUGAAGUAGACGAAUAAAGAGAGGUGUCCGCUCCAA
Lynx canadensis (Canada lynx) is the source of this 2424-nucleotide messenger RNA. RefSeq names its product kinesin family member 12 (gene KIF12). Lineage: Eukaryota; Metazoa; Chordata; Mammalia; Carnivora; Felidae. Gene Ontology annotation, biological process: microtubule-based movement. Bases 143 to 2143 code for a protein of 666 amino acids. Gene Ontology annotation, molecular function: microtubule motor activity; microtubule binding; ATP binding. The record is from RefSeq and is a predicted model, not a curated record. The transcript has 20 exons.